UUCUCCUUUCUGUUUUGGCGGGCGGGCGGGCGGGAGUCUCCCUGCCAUGACUGCGCCGAGGGAGCCUGAGCGAACAUGAGCCGCCGCGGCGAGGGCGAAUUCCUGAACUGCCGCCUUUCUCCCCCCGCCGCCGCCGCGACCAUGAGGGGGCUGGCGCUGCUCGCGUUGCCUCUCUUGCUGUGCCUGGGCGAGGUAGCAGUUGCUGCUGAAUGUGUUAAUGAAUGUGGAUCUGUAAAUGUAACCGUAUCAGAAACAGAAAUACAUAUCCAGCCACCUGACAACCAUACAAUAAAUAAUGUAACUUUUGCAAAUGGAACACGUGCUGGAGUGCAACUAUCGAAUACGACGGUAUCUGGACUUCAACCUGGCACGCAGUACGAAGUGACUUUUGAGAUUUCUACCAAUAAGUCAUGCUGCAAAAUCAUUACAACAAAACCCAGCCCAGUUUCUGACAUCAGCCUUGAAAACCGCAGUAAUUCAACAGUAACUUUAAAGUGGAGCAAUCGCGACCCAAAUGCUUCCAACUACACUUAUCGGAUACUAAUAGAAGGAACUGAUCCUCCCAGGAAUAAAACUUCAGACACCACCAAUGCAGAAAUUGGGGACUUGAAACCUGGAACAUUGUAUACAUUCACAAUAUUUCCACAAGUCGAUAAUGGUGCAGUUGAAGGAGAACCAAAUCAUACAACUGUUUAUACCAGGCCCAAUCCAGUUUUUGGCAUCCAGGUUGAAAGCCGCAGUGACACAGGAGUAACUUUAAAGUGGAACAACCCAGAUGAUUCCAACUACACUUAUAGGAUACUAAUAGAAGGAACUGAUUCUCCCAGGGAUAAAUCUUCUGACACCAACAGUGCAGUAAUUGAGGGCCUGGAACCUGGAACAUUGUAUACAUUCAGAAUAUACUCACAAGUCGAUAAUGGUACAGUUGAAGGAGAACCAGAUACUACAACUGUUUAUACAAAGCCCAGCCCAGUUUUUGAUAUCAGUCUUGAAAACCGCAGUAGUUCAACAAUAACUUUGAAGUGGAAAAAUAGCGACCCAAAUGCUUCCAACUACACUUAUCGGAUACUAAUAGAAGGAACUGAUCCUCCCAGGAAUAAAACUUCAGACACCACCAGUGCAGAAAUUGGGGACUUGAAACCUGGAACAUUGUACACAUUCACAAUAUUCCCACAAGUUGAUAAUGGUACAAUUGAAGGAGAACCAAAUGCUACAAGUGUUUAUACAAAGCCCAACCCAGUUUUUGAUAUCAGUCUUGAAAACCGCAGUAGUUCAACGAUAACUUUGAAGUGGAAAAAUAGCGACCCAAAUGCUUCCAACUACACUUAUUGGAUACUAAUAGAAGGAACUGAUCCUCCCAGGAAUAAAACUUCAGACACCACCAGUGCAGAAAUUGGGGACUUGGAACCUGGAACAUUGUACACAUUCACAAUAUUUCCACAAGUCAGUAAUGGUGCAGUUGAAGGAGAACCAAAUACUACAAGUGUUUAUACAAAACCCAGCCCGGUUUUUGACAUCAGCCUUGAAAACCGCAGUAAUUCAACAGUAACUUUGAAGUGGAACAACAGCGAUCCAAAUGCAUCUAACUACACUUAUCGGAUACUAAUAGAAGGAACUGAUCCUCCCAGGAGUGAAACUUCUGACACCACCAGUGCAGAAAUUAGGGACUUGGAACCUGGAACAUUGUAUACAUUCACAAUAUUCCCAAGAGUUGAUAAUGGUACAAUUGAAGGAGAACCAAAUGCUACAAGUGUUUAUACCAAGCCCAGUCCUGUCUCUGGCUUCGAUGUUGUUGAUAUUGACACAAUGAACGUAACCUUAAGAUGGGAAGACAACGAUGCUGCUUCUUCAGGGUACACUUACAUAGUAUUGUAUCAACAAAACCAAGUGGAAAUGAAUGCGACAUCACGAAAAAAGAACGUUACCAUUCUAGGACUUUUACCAGGCACCCUCUAUCGCUUUAGUGUAUUUCCACAAGCAGCAGACAACCUCACCAAAGGGGACCCACAAACCACACACAGGUACACAGCUCCUAGCUCAGUCACCAACAUCAGAGUUACAGAUGUCAGUAUAACAACAGUCAACUUAACAUGGGAAAAUCUUGAUGCAGCUUCUUCAGAGUACACCUACAGGAUACAGAUUGGUGGUGAAGCCACUGAGGACAAGAUAUUCCCAACUACAAGUGCUGAAAUUUCAGAGCUAACUCCUGGGACCAAUUAUACAUUCAGCAUUUAUUCAGUAGCAGGGUAUAAUCAAACUGAAGGGAGACCAGGCAGCAUAAAUAACUGUACAGAUGCUGCAAGAGUGGAGGUGUUGAACUGCAUGCAAGUCGCCAAGCAGCCAAAAUUGAUUCUAAACUGGUCUAAUCCAAAGGGGACGUUUGCUGGCUUUGGAGUUGACGUCUUAAAUAGUACUUGGGGCAGCAAAAAUAUAUUGGAAAACCAUACCACAGUAACAGAUUUGAACUACUAUACCAACUACACUGUAAGAAUUGUCACACAUUCGUGUGGGAAAGAUAGCCAUCCUCAGGAAAAAAUAUGUUCCACAAGUAUUGGCGACCCUCCAUCUCCACUUACAGCCCCUACCAUUGUGGGAACCACUCACAACUCCUUGACAGUUCGGUUCAGUAGCUUUAAUGCAAGCCAUGGACCUUUAGUAGCAUAUGCAGUAAUCGUCACAUCAAAAGAUGUAGUCUCUGCAGAGGCCUUGAAAUAUACCUAUGAUGAUUUCAUGAAACGGGGAGCAGAUGCUUACGUUGCAUAUGUCAAAGAUGAGCAAAUGCGUUCCUCUUCCUCCUCCAACAGUGAACAGCAUACUAUUGAAAUAGGAGACGGAUCCGUAACACAUGGUUAUGUCAGUGGGAAGUUAAUCCCACUUAAUUCAUACAGGGUAUAUGUUGCUGGUUUUACUCGCAUUGACUAUUUGAAUGACACCAUCGACGAAAAGGAGAGUUAUGUCUCAUUUUCAAAAAUUUCAGAUGCUGUUGUCUUACCUCAAGAUCCAGAUGUCAUCACAGGAGCUGUUGUUGGAUGCAUUCUGGCUGCUGCUGUUAUUGCUGCAGGGAUUGGUUUUUUCAUCUUCUGGAAAAAGAGAAGGAAAGGUGGAAAAAACAACCAGGUGCCAUUUACCCAAUUAGAACCGAGAAAAUCCAAGUUAUUUAAAGUGGAAGACUUUGAGUCUCAUUUUAAGAAACAGAAAGCUGACUCAAACUGUGGAUUUGCAGAAGAGUAUGAGGAGCUCAGGCCUGUUGGUACAAAUCAGCCCAGAUUUGCAGCUGAACUACAAGAGAACAAAGCAAAAAAUAGAUAUAACAAUGUCUUGCCAUAUGAUAUUUCUCGUGUCAGACUUCAGAUCCAUGACCAUCCAACCAAUGAUUACAUUAAUGCAAACUAUAUGCCGGGUUACAACUCCAAGAAAGAGUUCAUCGCUGCACAAGGCCCUUUGCCCAAUACGGUGCAAGACUUCUGGCGCAUGAUCUGGGAGAAGAAAAUUUAUACCGUUGUUAUGCUGACUAAAUGUAUUGAACAAGGCAGGACAAAAUGUGAGGAAUAUUGGCCAAAUAAACAAUCCAAAAGCUAUGGAGACAUAACAGUAGCCAUGACUUCAGAAAUUCCCCUUCCAGAGUGGACAAUAAGAGAUUUCUCCAUGGAAAAGAGUGAUUCAUCUGAAAGUCACCCCGUGCGACAGUUCCACUUCACAGCCUGGCCAGAUCACGGUGUUCCGGAAACAACCAACCUCCUCAUUAACUUCAGGCACUUAGUACAGGAAUACAUGAAGCAGAACCCUCCAAGUUCUCCUACCUUAGUGCACUGCAGUGCUGGUGUCGGAAGGACGGGGACAUUCAUUGCAAUUGACCAUUUGAUCCAUCAAAUGGAGAUGGAGAACACUGUUGAUGUGUACGGUGUUGUAUAUGAGCUUCGAAUGCAUCGGUCUUUAAUGGUGCAAACAGAGGACCAGUAUGUCUUCCUAAACCAGUGUGUUUUGGACAUUAUCAAAUCCCAGAAAGAUAAGAAAACAGACCUUAUCUAUCAAAACACAAAUGCCAUGGCAAUCUAUGAGAACCUCACACCGUUGCCACAUAUUGGGAAGGCAAAUGGCUACCAUGCAUAACUGCAAGGGAAUGACAAGCCUCCCACUUCUGCCUUUUACAUAAGUGAGGAAAUAUGCACUGUUUUUGUAUGUCUUUCUAUACAGAAACUUUUUCCACUUUUUAAAAAAGAAUAACUGAAGAUGUACACAUUUUUAAAAAUGCCAAUGGGAACUGUAGUUUCUACAAUAGUGUUAAAGGGAAAAUACACUGUAUUUUACAGAUGGAUUUGAAGAAGGUGAAGAAGCAUCACAUGAUUGGUGUAUUAUCACUGAAUAAAUGACGGGAUCCCUUUUUGAACUUCAGAAAUAAUAAAUGACACAGAUACUUAAAAUCAGGUUUGAGGGUCACUGUUCCAGAGAUGUUUGUAUGUAUAUUGGCUUUUCGCCAACAGAAACCUACGUUAUCAGUGACUGCUCAAGUUCUUUUUGUUUUAUUUAAAACGGGAACACAAAAAUUAGCAAAUAGGAUAUUUUAUUAUGUACUUGUGCCUUUUUCUAGCUGUUUUGCUAUAGACAAAAUGAUCAGAGUCCUAUAUUUUUGUAUUGAAAUUCUCGGUUGAAAUAUAACAUUUAAAUAAUAUCAAUAUCAAUUCUCAUUUGGAAUAGCUUUGUUGAUUCUUCCUUCAUGGAGGUGGCAACCCUUUCUUUGUAUUUUACUGCAGUCUGCAGAGACUUUUCGCUAGAGGCAAUUCACUUGAUUGUGUGAGGACUGGAGCAAUUGUGUGACACCUUGGCUGUAUAAAAUUGUAUUAAAUUGUGGAAUGGAGCCUUCUUGUAUGGUUUAGCUGAAACUUGUUUAGCUUUGUAUUCAUGCGUCGAGAUUAGUACUUCCCACUUCUAAAAUCUUUUAAUACCAGUUGUAAGCAUAUUCACGCACUUUCAGUGCUCUUCAGAACCCAUUUGUGCCUUUGUCUGUGCCUGAAACUUCCUUUUCCUUCACCUCACUGUCCAUAGUCCCAUUUUCACUCACUGCCAAUGAAUCUGGUGAGCUGAAGAUGUCAUUGUCUGAUGUCACGAUUCUACUUCUGACAUGCCUGUAAACAUGUGACUCCCUAAACCGAUCUAAGCAUGAGUGAGAAGAAAGGUGGCUGAGGUCAGUGAGGGCAAAGUGAAGGAAAAUGGGGAAGAAAUGAAGUGGCAACUGCCAGUGGAACAAAAGGACAUCAAGCACGUUAAAAAUAAUAAAUAGCAAAUCCUCAAUAUGAGUAUUCCCCCCAAUUGGUUUUGUGGAAUAUGCUAAUUUCAAAGCAAAUAUUGAACAUAGGAGAUGUUUUGCCUAGCUUUUAAUCAUGUAAAUACAAGCCCAUCAAUGUAUUGUGGAAGCAGGAUUGUUAAAGUACACACUGGCUACAUAAACACUUGACAGGGUGGACUGAGCUGCGUGAAGAGGCAGUUGUGUGUCAGGUCCACUAAAUCCAGCAUUACCACACAGGCCCUCAGGUUUCACAGCAGUUUCAGGAGAGUAGUGGUGCUGCCUUCAACGUGUGUAGAUAGGAAGGAGGCAGCUGCUUCUCCGUGUAGUUACAACCCAUCUCACUGGGAACUCAUUGAGUGCCCGCUAUCUAGUUAGCAGUUAAUCCAAAUGUUGCGGUUAUCACUUGAUAGCUUAUCUCCUCAGUUGGUCUUGAGGGAUGGCCUUUAGUGGUGUCAUUCACAGAAGAGGAGGGCUAUGUUUCAAUCUGAGCUUUAACUUGUUUUCUUUGUGUGUUGGUGUUGUAGUAUGUGUCUUUGUCGGUGGGAGGGGGGGGGAAUGAAGGACCCACCCUAUCCAGGUUGAAAUUUUUAUGUUCUCGUAUGUGAUAAGGAUUUAUUUAAAAGUGCAAUAUUUGAUUUACUGAAUGAACGCUUGCCUCUAUUUCCAUAGAGUUUUACUCAGGUUCAGUAUCUCUUCUUAGUUGUUCUGUGGUUUAAUGUUCUUAAAUGUGUCGUUUGUGGAAGACUGAAGAACUCCUAUGGCAGAGUGAUCCCAGGAAGGUCCAUUGACUUUGCUCUGUUUCUAUAAAAAGUAAAUGUUCUAAAGAUCUACUGAUUCUUUCAGCUGCAGAAUAUGUUUUAGCCAGUUAAAACUGAGGUAUAUAUUUUUAAUGUUGUUGUAUCAAAGAUAUAUAAUUGCUCUACCUUUUGGUUUAUUUGUUUGUUUGUAUUAUGCUGCUGUAGUUGUAACGGAUACGAUUAAUGAAAAUUGAAGGGUUCUCCAUUAAAUUAAUUGUGUUGGUACACUGA
Messenger RNA from Podarcis raffonei (Aeolian wall lizard), 6312 nucleotides. It is a transcript of the gene PTPRJ, whose product is annotated as protein tyrosine phosphatase receptor type J. The transcript is spliced from 25 exons. Gene Ontology annotation, biological process: angiogenesis; protein dephosphorylation. Gene Ontology annotation, molecular function: cadherin binding; protein tyrosine phosphatase activity. The record is from RefSeq and is a predicted model, not a curated record. The coding region runs from base 76 to 4110 and encodes 1344 amino acids. NCBI's taxonomy places the organism in Eukaryota, Metazoa, Chordata, Lepidosauria, Squamata, Lacertidae.